AUGAUGCUAAUCCCAGGAUUACAAUCGGCCAAUGACUAUCAAGCAGACCAGGCACAACGUGGCUUCAGAGCAUUCGACAUAGAUGACACAUUUUGCAUGUCAGAUAUCGACGUGUUUAUCCCGAUGCCGUUUUACGACCCUUUGCGCACCGCACUUAAACGGAUUCGUGUAAGCCUUAUCGUGGGCACACGAAAGCGAGGGAAACGCUCUAUUGCUGUUCGUUGUGAGGCCACUACUCUAAGCGCUGAGAAGCCCUGCGGAAGGACGCGUUUGUUCUUAGAGUUUCAAAUGACAUUUCUCGCUCUACCCAUUCUUCUACUGGUCAAUAAUGCCAUCCGCCAGUUGAAUCUGCCCACACUGAUGAGCCGCAUCGAGGGCCUAAUCGCCCUGCUUGUACCUGUGGAAAUGUAUCAGUCUGAUAUCUCAUCAAAGAAUACUACUCAAAGCGACCAUAUUUCACUCAUGUCUGACGCAAGUGGAGAUUCUGACUGCUCUAGUCCCCGGGCUGUGGCCUCCACGCCGAUCACUGUUGUGGCCGUCAUAAAAAAGACGGUCAUGUCAGCGGCUUCCAAAAGCAACCGCUUAACAGGAGGGUUAAAACGCCCAAGGUUGGCAAUUAAACGUGCGCGCGAUCCCCCUAGAAAUGAAGCAGGGCAAAUUUAUUGUGAUCACCCUGAAUGCCGAAAUAUUACUCCAACUUUUCGUAGGCCUUGCGAAUGGAAUAAACAUAUGGACAAACAUGACAGACCCUAUAAAUGUUGCAACCCAGAUUGCACAAAGCUACCCGGGUUUACAUACUCAGGGGGUUUGCUUCGACAUCAGCGAGAAGUGCAUGACAUGCACACGCCGCAAAAAAGGUUAAUGUGCCCACACACAGAGUGCAACCGUAGCUCAGGAAAGGGGUUUACCCGGCAAGAGAACCUUAAUGAGCACCUGCGACGACUACACAGUAGAGCAUCGCAGAAAAAUACGAUUCUUUCAACCCCCUCAACAAAACGAAGCCCUUCUGGCUCAGAGAAGAUACCAGGAAAAGUCUCUGGUUCGGCGUCACCAAUUCAACCGGCAAAAAAAAGAAAGCGAACAAUGAGCGAUCCCGGAAACAGCUCUGGUGUCGAUUCCCUGCGCGGCGAAGUCGUUCGCCUUAGAACUGAAAUACAGCAGAAAGAUUCUCGACUAGAUGAGUUAGAGAAAGUCGUCAAAGAGUUGCGGAAGACGAUUAAAUGUGAAUGA
This is a messenger RNA of Ophidiomyces ophidiicola, 1230 nucleotides long. RefSeq lists its product as uncharacterized. The record is from RefSeq and is a predicted model, not a curated record. The transcript has 4 exons. Bases 1 to 1230 code for a protein of 409 amino acids. NCBI's taxonomy places the organism in Eukaryota, Fungi, Ascomycota, Eurotiomycetes, Onygenales, Onygenaceae.